AAAAAUAAUUUCAAUUAGCUAUUCCUAAAAUGUUUUAGCACCGGUAUCACUGUAACAUUAUCUGAAGAUUGAAAAUUGAUAUCGAGGCGGGAUUUAUCUUGUGACAUGCAUGCAGUAAACUGAUACAGGUCAUUUAAAAUCCACCCUCUUGUGAGACAAAAUUUGAAGCAAAAAAGCACCAGAUUAGCUGUGAGCCUCUUGAUUUUAAGACAGACAUUAGUACUGGAUUGGACAAAGCUUUAGUGGUAUAGGAAUCUAGGACUUACACUAUGUCACGUCAACUAGCUGCUAGACAUCAAUUGUCCGCCAGGCAUUCACAUUCAUCAGCAGUUGUUGGAAACUCCUUAUAUAUAUGGGCUGGCAAAGAAGAUACAUCUAAUGAUGCCAGAAGUUUAAAACACUUCUCUAUUCUUUCUGGUGAAUGGUCCACAAAAGAAACGACUGGAGACCCUCCAUUAGCAGAUUCUGGUUACAGUUGCUCUGUAGUAGCUGACAGAAUAUACUACUUCGGUGGGCUGAGCACUGAAGAUUAUUCCUAUCACAAUAGCUUGUCAGAAUUAGAUACAAGUAAUCUCAGUUGGAAUUCCUUAGAAUCGACAAAUAAAGAUAGAGCUGUUAUGAGCAGAGCUUAUGGUGGAAUGAUAUCAUUUGAAAAUGAAGGGAUACAUCAUCUGCUGAUGAUAGGAGGGAGAGGGUCGAAUCCUGUUGUACCGGUACAAAAUGCCAAUUAUGCUAAUAUUGGAAGAAAUAAAUGGCGCACUAAUGAGCACUCAAUGUAUAAUUUAUCCACAAGAAGUUGGAGCAUACCUGAUGUUAUUGGGCAGUUUAUGCCACCUGCAAGUUUCUUUGUUAUGAAGAAAAUAGGCAACAAUAUGGCAGUUGUUUUUGGUGGAGCCACAGGCGAGAAUGAUGACAUAGUUUGCAGCAACAUUCUUUAUGUAAUAUACACAACAGUCAAUGCUGUGCUUUGGCAGAGAAUAGGACCUGAAGCAAUAGACUGUUGGCCUGAUGGAAGGUGGGGUCAUGCAGCCACUAUCAUCUCUAUUCAUGAUAAUCCUAUGCUUGUAAUAACUGGAGGAAGGGAUAACAAAAAUUGCAUAAAAGACGAAUUGUGGGUAUUCAAUUUCAAGCACACAUCAUGGAAGAAGAUGGCUGUGCCUUUGACAGUGAGCCAGAGAUGGUGUCAUUCUCUUUCUUCAUUUACUUCAACCCCUGGUGUUGUGGUGCUCUUAACAAUUGGUGGCUUAGUGAAUAUUACAAAAGAACUGCAGAGCUUUCUGAAAAUCACUAUGUCAACUGAGUUACUAGUUAAUGAUAUACAAUGGAGAGUAGGGGAUACUCUAGAUUUGAUUGACAUGAUUAGUGGCCAUUACAAAUGCAAAUACCAGCUAGAGAAUAAUACCGUAUCAUCAAGCCUUGAAGUUUCUUGUGAAAUUCUGAAACUUUUACAAAACAGGAGAGGCAGAAACAUUGACCCACAACUACAGCAUUAUAUUGAAAGGAUUAAUGCUGAUUUGCAGACCUCCAUUCAAGCAUGCAGAAAUCAAGCAGAAAGAAAUGUAACCAUAGAGGAGGAGUUGAAAAAUUUAGAAGAGGAGCUGGUAAAUGUACGGGAGGCACAUGAAGAGCAGUUAGAAGAGCAGGAAGAGCAGUUACAAGAAGAGAAAGAAAGUAUAACACAGAAAGCAAAAAAUAAAUUCCAAGAAAUGAGUUUGGUAAUAGAGGAAAAGGAUAUAGCUUUACAAGAAGCCCAAAGUUCACUAAACGAGAAGCGAAAAGAGCUUUAUGAAGUCAAAAGAGAGCUAACUGAUGUUAAGACAAAUCUCAGUAAAAAAGAUAUGAUGCUUCAGCAGUGCCAGCAUGACUUAAAUAAUUCUAAGCAAGAGAAUGUUGGGCAAGAAAGAGCACUAAAAAAUAUUGAAAGGCACAAGGCACAACUACAAGAAAUGCUAAGUCAAUCUCAAGAUGAAAAAGCACAGAAGCUACGAGAGUUUCAGCUUGAAAAGGCAACGCUGCAACAACGGUUACGUGAAUCUCAAGAAGAAGCUCGUAAAUAUCAAAAUGAAUGCAACCUUUUAUGUGAUGCUUGGCAAGUAGAUGAAAAGGAAGUUGUGAUUACAGAUGAAGAGUUAGGUCGAGGGUCAUAUGGUGUUGUCAUGGUUGGAAUAUUUCGAGGGUUAAAAGUAGCAGUUAAGUACCUUCACCCGGUGAUAGCCUCAUACUACAAUGAAGAGCGUUUCAUAAGAGAAAUGAAAAUGGCAUCACUACUGCGCCAUCCUAAUCUAGUCCAGUUUAUUGGUGCAACGUUAGGAGACAAUCCUCUCAUUUUGACAGAGCGCAUGACCACUAGCCUAUAUCAUGAAAAGAAAAAUGUUCAACUUGCAAGACCAUCUAUUCUCAGCAUUGCUAUACAGGUAGCUUUAGGCCUCAAUUAUCUUCACUUGCAGAAACCCAAUGCUCUUAUUCAUAGAGAUGUUAGCAGUCCUAAUAUACUCCUUGACAACAUAGGGCCAGCUAGAUACAGAGCCAAAGUUUCUGAUUAUGGCUCAUUUGCUAUGGCUGUAGAUUCUCAGACGGAACGUCCAGGAAGCAUAGCAUAUUCUGCACCAGAGGCUUUUAAUCCUAAUGAGCAUACACCAGCAAUGGAUGUCUAUAGCUUUUGCGUGCUACUAAUAGAAAUGAUUAUAAACAAGGCACCUGAAACAACUGUAAAAGAGAGGAGAGAGCAAGCCUCAAAAAUUGCAGGAUGGACAGUAAUGAAGAACCUAGUGCAAAGAGGCAUCAAUGAGAAAAAAGAAGUACGCCCAAAAAUGGCUGAAAUGAUCAAAGAAUUAAAGCAAAUGGAAAGUCAGCGACUACGAUAACUAUACUCUUUUUACAGCACAUAUUGCACAUUUGCUUCACACAUACAGCACCUUAUGUAUAAUUAGUUCAUGACAUUGUAUCACAAUUAUUACAAUUUAAUGUUUUAAUUGUAAUUUAACUGUACAAAACUUAUGUCAAUAAAGAGGG
Messenger RNA from Amphimedon queenslandica, 3012 nucleotides. RefSeq lists its product as uncharacterized. Gene Ontology annotation, molecular function: protein binding; ATP binding; protein kinase activity. Bases 270 to 2864 code for a protein of 864 amino acids. The transcript is spliced from 6 exons. The record is from RefSeq and is a predicted model, not a curated record. Gene Ontology annotation, biological process: necroptotic signaling pathway; protein phosphorylation. Lineage: Eukaryota; Metazoa; Porifera; Demospongiae; Haplosclerida; Niphatidae.